Molecule: messenger RNA, 2522 nt
Organism: Fomitiporia mediterranea MF3/22
Lineage: Eukaryota; Fungi; Basidiomycota; Agaricomycetes; Hymenochaetales; Hymenochaetaceae
Product: glycerol-3-phosphate O-acyltransferase
Exons: 10
Coding region: 124-2442 (772 amino acids)
Biological process (GO): phospholipid biosynthetic process
Cellular component (GO): endoplasmic reticulum membrane
Molecular function (GO): glycerol-3-phosphate O-acyltransferase activity; glycerone-phosphate O-acyltransferase activity
Source: RefSeq, a predicted model, not a curated record
GUGUUCCUACGUGUUCUCUUGUGUAUGCUGUCCUAGCUAUUUUCUUCGCCUCUGGCUGCUUUGUUGCACCAAAACUUUGAAAGCUCCUGUACACCACAAUCCGUUCAGGUCGUUUUCCGCACAAUGUCUUCUGUAUCGAUGCCUGCAAGGUCUCCAGACUUUGUCUAUGACCUUAUUCUGCAAUUCUGGCGUAUUGUAACAAGUAUCUUCUUCCGAGAGAUACGUCCCAGAGGCGCGUUUCACAUCCCGAGGCAAGGCCCUGUCAUAUUCGCCGCAGCACCGCAUCACAACCAGUUCUUGGACCCGUUGCUCUUGACAUCAGAAGUACACAGAGAAACACGUCGGAGAGUUGAGUUCCUUAUUGCUGCGAAAAGCAUGACGAGAAAGCCUAUUGGUUUUUUUGCGAAACUUAUGUCGAGUAUUCCGGUUUCAAGAGCCGCUGAUGAGGCAAAACGAGGCGCUGGAGUAAUUACUCUAUCUGAAAGCGACCCAUGUGUAAUUAUUGGUCACGGAACGAAAUUCACGUCUGAACUGAAACCAAAAUGUCAAAUAAUGCUACCCAAAUCGCUCAGCUCGUUAGUCGCUGAAGUGAUAGAAGUCGUCUCGGAUACGGAGGUGCGAAUUAAGAAGGAGUUUGGAGGCGAAAGUGGGAAGGGAACAGCUCGUGUUCGAGAUGCUAUUGACGAGGCUAAAAUGAAUGGCGCACAAGGUCUUGAGUAUAGGAUAUUACCGUUCAUCGACCAGCAGGAGAUGUAUCGAUUCGUCUAUCAGAGGCUGAAAGAUGGUGGAUGCAUCGGAAUUUUCCCUGAGGGAGGAAGCCAUGACCGAACCGAUUUAUUGCCUCUCAAAGCAGGCGUUACUGUCAUGGCACUUGGCGCAAUGGCGAGUGAUCCUUCUGUAAAGGUCAAAAUCGUCCCGGUUGGCCUGUCCUAUUUCCAUGCCCAUCGGUUCCGCUCAAGGGCGGUCGUAGAGUUCGGCUCAGCGAUGGAUGUGCCUCCAGAGCUCGUUGAAAUGUUCAAAGAGGGAGGAACUAAAAAGAGAGAGGCUUGUGCUAAGCUUCUUGACCUUACUUACGAGGGGUUGAAGACAGUGACAUUAAGAGCACCUGAUUAUGACACUCUCAUGGUUAUUCAAGCCGCGCGUCGCCUUUACGAAACGCCUGGCCAGCAUUUGACUCUCGGCCAAGUCGUUGAACUCAAUAAGCGUUUCCUUGAGGCAUAUAUGCAUUUCAAAGACGAUCCAAGAGUGCAGAAAUUGAAAGAGAAUGUCUUGAAAUACAACCGUUCAGUCAGAGAUUUGGGUCUGCGUGACCACCAGGUCCCUCGUGCCAAACCUGCGAGCUGGAAAACUCUGGGAUUGCUCGGAUAUCGCUUAGGCCUUCUUAUCGUUUGGUCAUUGCUGGCACUCCCAGGCGUCAUUCUCAAUGGUCCUAUUUUUAUUCUUGCAUCCGUCAUUUCGAGGAAGAAGGCUAAGGAGGCAUUGGCCGCGUCAAACGUAAAAAUUGCAGGCAGGGAUGUCCUUGCUACAUGGAAGAUUCUAAUGUCUCUCGGCGUGGCUCCUGUUCUGUACACGACUUACGCGAUUAUCGCCACCAUAAUUGCUAUCAAGGCUAACGCUCCACUUGAGUGGAGAUUAUGGACUCCAUUUUUGGUUUUGGUCCUUCUGCCGUGCAUGAGUUAUGCAGCGUUGAAGUUUGGCGAAGCUGGUACAGAUAUCUUAAAAUCUUUACGGCCCCUCGUCAUUGCCCUUUUCCCAGGACAGCAACGUUCCCUCGAUAAGCUAAAGCGAAUGCGGGAAGAGCUCUCAAACGAAUUGUCGGAGCUAAUUAAUGAGAUGGGUCCGAAGUUGUGGGAUGAUUUCGACCACUGGAGAAUUAUCGUCCCUUCUGCAAGCGUUCCUCCAUCCUCCGGAAAACCUGGACUAUGGCGGCGAAAGAGCGGAACGGGCGCUGUUGAUGCUCAGGGAAACCUCCUCGUCCAUCCAAUGACUUGGCUCGAUGAACGUCUUUUUGGCUGGAGUCGCAGUGCUGCUCGUGGAACAAGUGCCUGGAGCGGAAAUUAUAGUACAGAUCCGAGCCAAGCCCCGAGCCCUACGUCUACAGACGAUGAGGACGAGGGUGACUACGAGCAUCUUAUGGGCGUUCUGCAGUCGAAUGGCGAUGGAACUCCCUCUAGACUACGUUCUAGAAGCCUUCGCAGCUCAUAUGCAGAUCUUCAACAGCUGAAGAUGACGCCUGCAACCGCGACUGGUGCUAGUGUCCGCUACGAUGCAGGUCAUUCACCGACAGAUAGCAGCUUUCAUCAUGGUGAUCAGCACCGAGAGAGAAAGGGUAGUCUUACCGGCGACGUGCCGGUAGAAAGGAUCGGGGGUAUUAACCGCGAUGAGCCCUUCAAGGAGGCUACGGAGGUUCUGAAUGAAGAGAACGAACGUAAAAGGCGUUAGGCUACUGUAUGGACUGAUAUAGCAUAACUUGUUGCAUUAACAAAGGACUAUCAUUGUCAAUCUAGUGUGGUGAUUUGCCG